AUGUCAAAUGUCAUCAUUGAAAGAUGCAAUAGUAAAUGUGUGCACAAUGAAUUGUUUCCCGACAGGGAUUACGUGCAGAGAUUACAGGGGGCAUCCUACGAGUUCGUGGAUUUUAAGAAUCCUAUUUUAGACGAGGUGGAGUUCGAAUCUUUUAUAAAAAAUCCACCCUAUAAACUAAAUCUUACGAUAGACGAAUUAAUUGGGACGUCGAGUAAAUCCCGAGUGUAUAAAAAAUUCCUAUCGGGGGGUCGAAGUAAACCACCGAGACCCCCAAAUUCAUUCGUUAUAUUUCGAAAAAAUUUCGUGGCAGGCGUCAACUCGCGAACAAAGGCGCCAAAAAUGUCAAAAAUAGUGGCGGAAGCUUGGGAGUCUCAACCUCCAGCCGUUAGAAAAUUUUUUAAUAUGCUGGCCGAGAGAGCGAAGGUCAUGCAUAAUGAAAAAUUUCCAAAUUAUAAAUAUACACCUCGGAGAUCAAAAAAAAUCAAAGAAAAAAAUGCUCCCGCCGGUGAGAGCAAGGAUAUCUGCGAUGACUAUUUGAAUUACGAAUAUUGCGAUGAGGAAACAAUGUCACAAUAUAACGAUCCCGUUGCCGGGGUUCCCGUUGUCGGGAAUGAUAUUGAUGAAGAUCCCGUUGCCGGGAACGAUAAUUAUGAAUUUCCGACCUUCGGAAAUUAUUCCGUUCCGAUCAGCGAAAAUUGGUUGGAUCUAUCAUCUUUCGAUUUCGAUAGUUUUUCAAAUAAUUUUUUCUAG
Messenger RNA from Acaulospora morrowiae, 750 nucleotides. The record is from the annotation of a GenBank genome assembly. NCBI's taxonomy places the organism in Eukaryota, Fungi, Glomeromycota, Glomeromycetes, Diversisporales, Acaulosporaceae.